UAUAUAUAUAUAGAGAGAGAAGGAGAUUGAGAGAGAAAGAGAAAGAGAAAGAGAAAGAGAGAGGUAGAGAGAGAAAGCUUGGAGCUCUGAUACUUUAUCUAGGACUACUUUGCUCCUUAUUCGUCUGGUCGCGGCGGAACCCCAAGGUCUGAAAAGGAGAGGAAGAGAGAGAGAGAGUUGAGUUUGGGCGGUGAUAGAUCUGAGUGUUUUUCAUUCGGGUGAGGGAACGAAACCGAAGGUAGCAAUGAGUGGCAAAGGAGGUAGCAAUGGAAAGGGUAGUACUGGAAUAUCAUCGAUUCCUCCUGCUUCGAGGAAGAUUGUUCAGAGCUUGAAGGAGAUUGUCAAUAACUGUACCGAGCAAGAGAUCUACGCCAUGCUCAAAGACUGUAACAUGGACCCUAAUGAAGCCGUUAAUCGCCUCCUCGCUCAAGAUCCUUUUCAUGAAGUGAAGAGCAAACGUGAAAAGAAAAAAGAGAAUAAGGAUACCACUGAUUUGAGGCCUCGUGGUACUAGUAGCUCUUCAAAUCGUGGCGGUAAGGGUGGUGGGGAUCGUUAUUCUGGACGUGGUGGUUCAAGCCAGUUCAGCUCAAAUGGUAUGUCACUCUGCUGUACUUUCCAUUACCGUGUUUCACAUUUAUAUGGUAGUCCAGUAUUGCUGGACUCAUCUCUGAGUUAUUUAUUUAUUUUUUCAGAUUCUGGUGCUUAUCAUGGUAAAUCUGCAUACAAGAAGGAAAAUGGAUCACAUGGUUAUUUAGGAUCUUCAUCUUCAGCACCGGGUUUGACUGGAAAUAACACUAGCCGAAGACCUCCAUCCUACAGUGAUUCUGUCUCCUCAGAAAAUAAGACAUGGACAGUAGGUUCUAUGGAUGGUGUCUCUUCAACUCCACAGCCGCCUUCUGCAUUUCAAUCUGCCUGGUUGGGGGUCCCUGGUCAAGUAUCAAUGGCCGAUAUUGUUAAGAUGGGUAGGCCACAGGCAAAGGUUUCUGCCUCAUCAAACCCACCAAUCCACGGUGUCCAACAUCAAACUGUGCCUGCACCUCCUUCAGCGCAUCACAAUUUGCAUUUGUCUCAUGACCAUGGAUCUAAGGAUUCAGAGUUCCACAAUGAGAGAGGGCUUAUUCAAAGUGAAGACAUUGGCUCAAACGAUGAAUGGCCUUCAAUUGAGCAGCCACAAGCUGCUAGUCUGUCCUCUGUUUUGGAGGUGCCUGAGAACUCUGAGUCGUAUGCUGAUUCAUCUAAUUUGCCUGUAGACGGAGCAAGUCAGCACUUGAAAUCCCAAUUAGAUGAGGUUCAAGUAGAUGAAGAUGAUCUUGACGAGACACUUAAUGCUCCUCUUAUUGGUCAUGCUUCUGUAUCUGGUAGAAAUAUACAAGAGGAUGAAACUGGAGGCGAAGCUGUUUUUGAGAAUGACUCAUACGAGGACAUGUCUUCGUAUCAGGGACAUGGACAUACUUAUGAGCAUAAUAAAGCUGAAGACAGUGUUUCAUCAAUGGCUGCAAACUUGGAGCAACUUAGUUUACAAAAGGAUGAUCGAGGAGAACAACCCGAAGAGGAUGUCCCUUCUGUUGUUAUUCCAAAUCACCUACAGCUCCACACUCCAGACUGCCUGAACUUGAGCUUCGGAAGUUUUGGAUCUGGCACCAACGCUGCUAUUUCGGGUUCUGGAUCAUUUGCACCCAGGUCCAUGAAGAGUAACUUGGAGGAGACAUCUGCAUCAGUGGAUGUCCCUGCAAUGGACACUAGAAAUACUGAGUUUUAUGGGGAUGAGCAUCUUGGAACUACUUCAGAUGGAAAUAUGAUUCAUAGAACUGGAGCAAGUGCUGGAGAGUAUGAAUCUUCUUCUGUUCCUCAGGCAGAGGCCAUGAAACAGGAAACUUCUGAAGCUGAUCAAGGGAAUCAGUAUGCAUUUCCUUCUUCUGCACCUGGAUUUACUUAUGAAAACUCUCAACAGUUAAAUGUGGCAUUUAGUCAUCCACAGACAAGUGCACAGAUGCAGAAUCUUGCUCCUUUCUCGAAUGUUAUGCAAGCCUACACUAAUCAAUUACCAAGCACUUUGCUGGCUUCCUCCGUUCAGACCGCAAGAGAGGAUCUUGCAUAUUCACCCUUCCCUGUUACACAAUCAAUGCCGACAAAAUAUAACAAUGGGGCUUCUUCUAUCAGUGGUCCCACCAUGUCCAUGCCAGAGGCUUUGAGAGCAGCCAGUAUGUCUGCACCACAGCCAACUCAACAGAAUGUGCCCGGUGGCAAUGUUGCUACAGGCCCUGCUCUUCCCCAACAUCUUGCUGUGCACCCUUAUUCCCAACCGACUCUCCCAUUGGGUCAUUUCGCCAACAUGAUUGGUUAUCCUUUCUUGCCUCAGAGCUACACAUAUAUGCCAUCAGCAUUCCAGCAAACAUUCGCUGGCAACAACACAUAUCACCAGUCUCUGGCUGCAGUGCUUCCACAGUAUAAAAACAGUGUCUCCGUUAGCAGUUUGCCUCAGUCUGCUGCCAUUGCCUCUGCAUAUGGCUUUGGGAGUUCAACGAGCAUUCCUGGAGGAAAUUUCCCUGUAAACCCACCCACAGCACCCACAGGCACAACCAUUGGCUACGAAGAUGUCUUAAGCUCUCAAUACAAGGAGGCUAGCCAUUUAAUGUCACUUCAGCAGCACCAGAACGAUAACUCAGCAAUGUGGGUUCAUGGACCUGGCUCACGAGCAAUGUCCGCUGUUCCAGCUAGCACAUAUUACGGCUUCCAAGGGCAAAACCAACAGCACGCUGGAUUCCGACAAGGACAGCAGCAGCCAUCCCAGCAGUUCGGGGCUCUCAGUUACCCGAACUUCUACCACUCUCAGUCAGGCAUGUCGCUGGAACACCAGCAACAGCAAAACCCGAGGGAUGCAUCAUCGCUGGGAGGGUCGCACUCACAAGGCCAAGUCCAACAACCCUCGAAGCAAUCCCAACAACAACUAUGGCAAAACAGCUACUAAUCCUAAUCUCACCACCACCUCCUCCUCCUCCUCCUCAUGGUUUUUCAGGGUCUUUUAGUAGUGAGUUUGAAAAGUGGCCAAUGAGAGGCAUUUCGCGGUCUUAAAUAAUUGAUGUAUCAUUAUUUGGUGGUCUGAAGAGACCUUGGACUGGCUGCUCCCCUGUGCCACGAGGUUGUAUUCUACAUAUUUAUGAUUAUGUUCUUGGUCUGUUUAACGUAGGAAGAAAAAACAUGUGUGCUCUGCUAAUUUGGGGUUAGUGAGAACUAUUUUUACUUUUUUUCUUUUUCCCUUGAUUUAUUUUUUGUUGUUCCCUCCUCUUCUUGCUAUAGUAAAGAAGUUGGUUUCCCUCUGUA
This is a messenger RNA of Humulus lupulus (European hop), 3321 nucleotides long. RefSeq lists its product as uncharacterized. The transcript has 9 exons. Gene Ontology annotation, molecular function: protein binding. Lineage: Eukaryota; Viridiplantae; Streptophyta; Magnoliopsida; Rosales; Cannabaceae. The record is from RefSeq and is a predicted model, not a curated record. Bases 245 to 2968 code for a protein of 907 amino acids.